CCCGUGUUAGUCAUCAUUGUCUCAUAAUCAUCGUGUCAGUUGGCUUGCACGCUGCAAAUCAUGUCACCCAGACGUGUUUUCAUGUUUCUAUCAUUUCUUCAUUUCUGUUCCUUGCUGCUCACAGAUUUGUGUGUGCAUGCAAGCAACAGAGCUGCUCUCGGUUUUCAACCCCUUCCAUGGGAUUUCUACGCACACGAGACAGUCAAUGUAAAGGGUCUGCCCGACUGGUUGAGAGGAACUCUCUAUCGUAUUGGACCUGCAAUCUGGACUCAACGACCCGACGAUCAGCAUUGGUUUUAUGGAUUAGGAUUUCUGCAGAGUUUCCAGUUCUCUCCUGAUGAGAAUCAUCUUGAAUACACGGCACAGUUUGUGAAGAGCUCCGAGUACAAUCAGUCGCAUCCAAACUUCAGUGAUGAGAGUUCGGCGACGUUUUCACCGAACACUGGGGUUUGUAUUCGACGAGUCAAGAGUGACGAUGCUACACACCUUUUGGCUAAUACUGGAGCUUCUCUGAGCAAUGAGUUUGAUUAUCGGUCACUUGAUUCUGUUGAGACACCAUUUAUGUAUGAUGAUAUGAUGGCUACCGUGUUGGCUAAAGCUCCGUCUCAUGCACAGACCGAUUUAGAUGGAAACAUUGUCCAUUUUCUUCAAGUGCCCGAGCCAGCAGUUUACUAUUACAUCUACACUAUACCUUAUGGUAGUCGAACCAGGAAGUUUGUGGGGAAAGUUGCUCUUAAUCCGACAUUCAACACGACCCUGUUCCUACACAGUUUCGUUAUCACCGAGAACUAUGUUGUAAUUCCGGAAAUUCCUGCCGUUUCGGGUCCCGAAGACUAUCGUACGUUUAGAUUUGAGUCGUCGAUGAAUACAACGUGGAGAGUGAUAAGCCGGAAGACAGCUGAACAAGUAGCCGAGUUUACAAGCGAACCAUUCUUUUAUUAUCACACAAUCAAUGCGUAUGAAAAUGACACAGACGAUACCAUCAUUGUUGACUUGAUUGGUUACCCGAAUAUGACGUCACUAGUUGAUAUGUAUUUGGAGAAUAUUAUCGAUAAACCGGAGUUAUUACGGAAUAGUGCUUGUGCCAACAGAAUGAUGCGAUUUGUACUUCCCAUGAGGAAGACAUCGAGUGCCAUCAUUCCUCGGAUACUCAGUGAAGUAUGGGGUACAGAGUUACCGACCAUCAGAGAUACGACUCAUGCUACGAGGGCGUAUACAUACGUGUAUGCUGUUGCCUACACAGAUCCGCACGCGUCUGAUUUCCUGGACUCCAUUGUAAAAGUCGAUGUCUUGAAUGGCAAAUACAAACGAUGGCACGAACCCGGUUGUUAUCCUGGAGAGCCAAUCUUUGUGGCAUCUCCAAAUUCGGCUUCAGAAGACGACGGCAUCGUUCUCUCACUCGUGCUGGAUGUCAAUGCAAAAACAUCAUUUCUCUUAACUCUCAAUGCAAAAUCAAUGGAAGUGAUGGCCAAGGCAUAUCUACCACAUGCUACACCUUUUGGCUUUCAUGGCAGAUAUUACAGAGACUUGUGAUUUUGUGAUGUCCGAGUUGGUGACAAUUUUAUUACGAGCACAAACUUUUAUUAGUACAGAUUUUGCCACGUCUUUGCAGCUCGUUUGGAUUCGCAGAUCAUUUAGAUUAGCUCAUUUGCAGCUUGAUUGAUUUUGAAUAGAAGCAAGUCAUCAUUUGAAAAUUUUAUAUCAAUUAGGGUUGUGUAUAACACGUCCCCAACUUGAGCAGGCAACGUUAGCUAAAGUUAUCUUUCAAGAAUCUCUACUAUCAAAUUAU
Molecule: messenger RNA, 1789 nt
Organism: Corticium candelabrum
Lineage: Eukaryota; Metazoa; Porifera; Homoscleromorpha; Homosclerophorida; Plakinidae
Product: carotenoid isomerooxygenase-like
Exons: 1
Coding region: 61-1533 (490 amino acids)
Biological process (GO): carotene catabolic process
Molecular function (GO): carotenoid dioxygenase activity
Source: RefSeq, a predicted model, not a curated record